AUGGGGUCCAAGAAAGGGCAGGGCAAAGCAAAAGGGAAACAGCCUGCCAGGGCACAGGGGAAGAAGAGGCAGGGAACCCCUUCAGAGGCUGCAGGGGAAGAGGCAAAGCGACUCCGGUUGGCAAUUAUUGCCAAGCUCGAGGCCCUUGAGCAGCAGAGGGGCGCUGGUGGGGAGUCUGCUGAAAGGAGCGGGAGGCCUGUGGUCCCGGGAGGGGAAUGCGGAGGCGGUGGUGAGCUAGCAGGGGCGCAACCCUCCGAUUUGGACCCUGAUGGUGACGAAGGAGUGGACGGUGGAGUGGAAGUGCCGGAUCCUUUAGGGGAGCAAGAUCUGCAGGUGCAGUCGCCUCCAGUAGCGGUGGUGGUAGCGCCACCUGGUGUAGAAGGUCAAAUCGGGUUGACGGUGACGGUGCACUACCUUGAUGACUUUCUUUUCAUGGGUCCAGCGGGAUCUGGUCAGUGCGCUAGGCUUAUGGAGACCUUCAUGCAACUGGCUGAGGAAUUAGGGGUCCCGCUGGCGCACGAAAAGACUGAGGGCCCGUCCUCGGUUUUAACGUUCCUGGGCAUUGAGUUGGACACCUGCCGGCAAACAUCACGGCUUCCAGAGGACAAGGUCCUUGGCUUGAGGCAUGUGCCGGGCGUUAGUAAUGGGGUGGCGGACGCUCUGUCUCACCAACAGAUGGAGCGAUUUCACCAGCUGGCGCCGGAUGCCGACCCUUUCCCGGUCAGGAUGCCCCAGGAGCUUUGGCAGCUUGGAGGGUCGAAGCGGGUUGCUUUAUUCAAUGCGGCAGCGCUAACAGCCUUUUUGGGGGCCUUGAGAGUUAGCGAGCUGGUGGCCCGAUCCCGCAGGGAUCAGGCUUGUCGCACUCUCAGGAACAGUGAUAUUUCCUUUAGAGGCGAGAAGGUUGUGAUUAGGGUUCGACGGUCCAAGAUGGACCAGUCAGGUUCGGUGGCUCGUCAGGAGAGGCUGCAUAUCCUCGUCUGCGGGCACAGUUUUGUGUUCUGGGCGGCCCACUUUGUCCAUUGGUUCACAGUUGGGCCUCAUGCAGUGCCCAAGAAUUACCAGCAUGUCUUGUCCUUGGUCUUUGCUAUAAAAGAAAUUAAUGAGAAUCCCCACAUCUUACCAAAUGUAACACUGGGGUUCCACAUCUAUGACAGCUACUUUAACGCAAGGAUGGCUUUUCAAAAUACCUUGAACCUUCUGUUUAGUCAGAAGAGAAUGAUCCCGAACUACAACUGUGGCAUCUGGAAGAACCUCAUAGCUGUUAUUGGAGGCUUGGACUCUGAAAUCUCCCUUCAUAUGGCUACUCUCUUAAGCAGUUACAAGAUUCCUCAGGUCACAUAUUGCUUAUUUCCUCUUGCCAUGAGUGAGGUAAUCCAACUCUCUCCUUUGUAUAGAGCAGUGCCCAGUGAAGAGCAUCAGUAUACUGGGAUUGUCCAGCUUCUUCUGCAUUUCCAGUGGAACUGGGUGGGCAUCAUUGCAAUGAAUGACGAUAGAGGAGAAAAGUUUGUGCAGACUUUGACACACAAGUUUUCCCAGAAUGGCAUCUGUAUAGCCUUCAUGGAAAGAAUACCAACUUACAGAAGCGCCCUGGAGAUAUAUGACAUGUUAGACUUAUUUCAGAAUAUGACAAUUUUCUUAACCGAGAUCAAUGUCAACAUCUGUAUCUUAAGUGCAGACUCGCAAAGCUUGAGUGCUUUGCAGUUGGCGCUGAAUAUGUUUGAUCCAGAUUCUAUGACUCCUAUACACAAAGUAUGGGUGAUGACAGCCGACUUUGAUUUCUUAUCACAGAUAUAUCAUAGAGAUCAAGGCAUACAAGUGUUCCAUGGUGCCUUAUCAUUUGCAGUUCAUCUCACUGAAGUUCAAGGAUUCCAAAAGUUCCUUCAGAACUUAGAUCCUCAUACUAAGGAAGAUGGUUUCAUCAGGACUUUUUGGCAGCAUGCCUUUGACUGUACAUUUCCAGAUCCUGAUGUAGGUGAUGAGACCAUGAAUAACUGCACUGGGGAGGAGAAGCUGGAGAGCCUUCCUGGACCGUUCUUUGAAAUGAGCAUGACCAGUCAAAGUUACAGUGUCUACAAUGCUGUCUAUGCCGUGGCACUUGCUUUACAUGCCAUGUCUUCAUCCAGAACGAAGUAUGGGAUUAUGGGAGGUGGAGGCAAGCUGGAUUUUCCAAAGGCACAGCCAUUUCAGAUCACACCCCGUGCAGUGUGUAAUGAGAACUGCCCUCCAGGUUACAGAAGAAAAAGAAAGGAAGGAGAACCAUUUUGUUGCUAUGAUUGUGCUCCAUGUCCAGAAGGGAAGAUCUCAGACCGAGAAGAUAUGGAUGACUGCACCAAAUGCCCAGAGGAUAAGUAUCCAAAUAAAGCCCAAAAUGAAUGCGUUCCAAAGUGUCUCCAUUUCCUGUCUUAUGAUGAACCUCUGGGCAUCAGCUUGGCUUUUUUGGCUCUGUGUCUUUUUCUGACCGCAGCUGCGGUGUUUGGAAUCUUCGUGAGGCAUCGGAAGACUCCCAUCGUCAAAGCCAACAACAGAGAACUCUCCUAUGCUCUGCUUGUCUCCCUCCUGCUCUCCUUCCUUUGCUCAUUGUUGUUCAUUGGCCAGCCUCACUUUUUCAUCUGUCUUCUACGCCAGACUGCUUUUGGCAUCAUCUUCACAGUGGCCAUUUCUUCUGUGCUGACAAAAACCAUCAUCGUGGUCUUGGCUUUCAUGGCCUCUAAACCGGGAUCAAAAGUGAAGAAAUGGAUGGGGAAAAGCUUUGCUUUCUCUACUGUUUCUACUUGUUCACUUAUCCAGCUGUGUAUUUGCAUGGUUUGCCUCUGGAAAGAUCCUCCAUUCCCAGAUGUUGACAUGAAUUCUCUGGCUGAAGAAAUCAUAGUGGAAUGCAAUGAAGGAUCCACCCACAUGCUCUGCUAUGUUCUGGGCUACAUGGGAUUUCUCUCUCUUUCCAGCUUCUUUGUCGCUUUCUUUGCUCGGAAGCUGCCUGACUCUUUUAAUGAAGCCAAGUUUAUCACUUUCAGCAUGCUGGUGUUUUGCAGUGUAUGGGUGUGUUUUGUCCCAACAUAUUUAAGUACCAAAGGGAAAUAUAUAGCAGCUGUAGAAAUCUUCUGCAUCUUGGCCUCUGGAGCUGGGUUACUGGGGUGCAUUUUUUCUUCAAAGUGCUAUAUAAUUCUCUUGAGGCCUAAAUUAAACAGUAAAGAAGGCAUAAUAAGGAGAAAUAAGUAA
Messenger RNA from Heteronotia binoei (common prickly gecko), 3216 nucleotides. Its product is annotated as vomeronasal type-2 receptor 26-like. Gene Ontology annotation, molecular function: G protein-coupled receptor activity. The transcript is spliced from 10 exons. Lineage: Eukaryota; Metazoa; Chordata; Lepidosauria; Squamata; Gekkonidae. Bases 1 to 3216 code for a protein of 1071 amino acids. Gene Ontology annotation, cellular component: membrane. Gene Ontology annotation, biological process: G protein-coupled receptor signaling pathway. The record is from RefSeq and is a predicted model, not a curated record.